Molecule: messenger RNA, 860 nt
Organism: Sarcophilus harrisii (Tasmanian devil)
Lineage: Eukaryota; Metazoa; Chordata; Mammalia; Dasyuromorphia; Dasyuridae
Gene: EEF1AKMT1
Product: EEF1A lysine methyltransferase 1
Exons: 5
Coding region: 96-755 (219 amino acids)
Biological process (GO): methylation
Molecular function (GO): nucleic acid binding; protein-lysine N-methyltransferase activity
Source: RefSeq, a predicted model, not a curated record
CGCGUGAGGGCCGGACGGAGCGCGGGACUUCGGGGCCCUGGGUUUCCGUUCCGGCGCUCUGACUACCGUCUGUGGCGUGUGGGGCCGUUUAAGAAAUGGCUGAUUCUGAUGAUGAUGAUGAUGUCCCUCAGCUUUCUUCCCAUACCCUAGCAGCUCUGCAGGAAUUUUAUGAUGAACAGCAGCAUCGAAACACUGACCCUGGUGAAGACAAUAAAUAUAACAUUGGGGUAAUAGAAGAAAAUUGGCAAUUAAGUCAGUUUUGGUACAAUGAAGAAACUGCCUUACGAUUAGCUACUGAAGCUAUUAUGGCUGCUGGUAAAGGUGGAAGGAUAGCAUGUGUCAGUGCCCCCAGUGUUUACCAGAAAUUAAGAGAAUUGAAGGAUGAAGACUUUUCAGUGUGUAUCUUGGAAUAUGACAAAAGAUUUGCUGUAUAUGGAGAGGAGUUCAUCUACUAUGAUUACAAUAAUCCUUUAAAUUUGCCUGAAAAGCUUACUCCACAUAGUUUUGACAUUGUUAUUGCUGAUCCGCCUUAUCUUUCUGAAGAAUGUCUCAGAAAAACAGCAGAAACCAUCAAGUUUCUAACACAAGGAAAGAUUCUGCUUUGCACAGGUGCUAUCAUGGAGAAAGAGGCAGCAGAACUUCUCGGGGUGAAGAUGUGCAAAUUUAUUCCAAAACACACUCGAAAUCUGGCAAAUGAGUUUCGAUGUUAUGUUAAUUAUGAUUCGGGACUGAAUUCUGAAGUUAACUAUUCAUAGCAGUAUAAUAGAAGAGAAUAUUCUAAAUAAAAUUCUAUUUUCUUGAACUCAUUCAUAAUACUCCUAUUAAAAAGAUGCCUCCACCGCUAUAUUUUCUGGUCCAUA